Messenger RNA from Pelobates cultripes (western spadefoot toad), 13205 nucleotides. The record is from the annotation of a GenBank genome assembly. NCBI's taxonomy places the organism in Eukaryota, Metazoa, Chordata, Amphibia, Anura, Pelobatidae.
CACCCACCGUCAGCUUUCCCUCCAUCGUUUCCCUUCCCAGCCUCCCACCCACGGGUAACUCCCCCUCACCGCCCUCUGUCAGCUCCCUUUCUUUGCCCCCCUUACUCACACUCUGUCACUCAGUCCCCCUCCCUCCCCUCUUACCCACACCCUGCCACUCACUUCUUCCUCCACCCUCACUCACUCCCUUUCCCUCCCACUUUCUGUCCUCCCUGUCAGCUCCCCCCUCCCACUCAUACUCCUGGCCCGGAAGAAAACCCAACCCUGCAGGAAGUAUAGGGGUCUCCUCCUCCCCCAGCUGUCUGUACCCCCCUUCAUCUGAGGUUUACCUCCCCCCGGCCGGCCGCUGACAGGGGGUGACCCCCCCAGAAGACAGGAGGUGGGAGUGUGAGAGACAAGAGGAGGGGAGCCAGGAGUGACAGUAAAUACAGACAGACACUGAAUGUCAGUACAGACAGACAGACUGACACACAGACUGAAUGUCAGGACAGACAGACAGACUGACACACAGACUGAAUGUCAGGACAGACAGACAGACUGACACACAGACUGAAUGUCAGGACAGACAGACAGAAUGAAUGUCAGUAAAUACAGACAGACUGACAGACACUGCAGGUUAGUAAAUACAGACAGACAGACUGACACUGAAUGUCAGUACAGACAGACACUGAAUGUCAGUACAGACAGACAGACACACAGACUGAAUGUCAGUAAAUACAGACAGACAGACACUGAAUGUCAGUACAGACAGACACUGAAUGUCAGUACAGACAGACAGACUGAAUGUCAGUAAAUACAGACAGACUGACAGUCCGUAAAUACAGACAGACUGACACUGAAUGUCAGUACAGACAGACAGACUGACACACAGACUAAAUGUCAGUACAGACAGACUGAAUGUCAGUACAGACAGACAGACUGAAUGUCAGUACAGACAGACAGACUGAAUGUCAGUAAAUACAGACAGACUGACAGUCCGUAAAUACAGACAGACUGACAGACACUGCAGGUUAGUAAAUACAGACAGACUGACACUGAAUGUCAGUACAGACAGACAGACUGAAUGUCAGGAAAUACAGACACACUGACAGACACUGCAGGUUAGUAAAUACAGACAGACUGACACUGAAUGUUAGUAAAUACAGACAGACUGACAGACACUGCAUAUCAGUAAAAACAGACAGACACUAAAUGCCAGUAAAUAUAGACACUGACAGACACUAAAUGUUAGUAAAUACAGACAGAUAUACAGACACUGAAUGUUAGUAAAUACAGACAGACUGAUACUGAAUGUAAAUAAAUACAAACAGACUGACAGACACUGCAUAUAAGUAAAAACAGACAGACACUAAAUGCCAGUAAAUAUAGACAGACUGACAGACACUGAAUGUUAGUAAAUACAGACAGAUAUACAGACACUGAAUGUUAGUAAACACAGACAGGUAUACAUACACUGAAUGUUAGUAAAUACAGACAGAUUGACAGUGCAUGUUAGUAAAUAAUGAUAGACAGACUCUGCAAGUCAGUGAAUGCAGACAUACUAAUGCAACAUGUCUGUAAAUACGGACAGACAGACUGACCCAGCAUGACACUGCAUGUCUGUAAAUUCUGACUGACGCAGCAUGUCUGUAACUACCAACUGACACUUCUUUUUAGUAAAUAAAUACAGACAGACUUGCAUGUCAGUAAAUACCAACUAACUGACCCCGCAUGUCCCUAAAUAAAGACAGACAGACCUGCAUGUCCCUAAAUAAAGACAGACUGAUCCUGCAUGUCAAUAAACAGAAACAGACUGAUCCUGCAUGUCAGGAAAUAAAGACAGACAGACUGAUUCUGCGUGUCCGUGAAGAUACAGACCUGCAUGUCUGAUAUAGACAUACUGGUCUGUCUGUCUUCACUGAAAUACUGACAAUACGUGUCAGUGAUUACAGACAGACUGACAAUGCGUGUCAAGUGAAUACAGAGAGACUGACAAUGCGUGUCAGUGAAUGCAGACAGACUGACCAUGCGUGUCAGUGAAUGCAGACAGACUGACCAUGCAUGUCAGUGAAUGCAGACAGACUGACCAUGCGUGUCAGUGAAUGCAGACAGACUGACAAUGCGUAUCAGUGAAUGCAGACAGACUGACAAUGCGUGUCAGUAAAUACAGACUGACUGACAAUGCGUGUCAGUUAAUACAGACAGACUGACAAUGUGUAUCAGUGAAUGCAGACAGAUGUGUACAACCUGACAAGAACAAACAGAUGUGUGCAUAUAUAGUGAUAAACUGACUAGUAAUCAGAGACGUAUGGCUGCAGUUAAUCAGUUAACAGUUAAGAAAAAGACAGCUAGGCACACAUAUUACAUACAUGCAACUACGCAAACUGUAUAUUAUCAGAACAUUAUGUUUAUAUAUCUAGUUAGUGAAUACACAGAAAGGAGAAAAAACAUACAGGGUUAUUAACUAAAGUUUGCAUUGUUGAGAAUAAAAAGUGAAUAUGCAGUUUAGUCGUAUGUAAACAUAGAUAAUCUGGUGAUUAAUUUAUUUUUUUCCUCCUAAAAUGUUACAUUUAUUUGCAUAAUGUUUAUCCACCAGACCUCAAAUUGUAGCAAUUAAAAAUCAGAGUGACAAAACCGUGGCUGCAGUAGCUAACCCCUGACUAUUAUGGAGUUAGAUCAUUUUUACAGAUCACACAUUUUUGCCUACAUUUUGCCAUUCAGAUAUAAUUUUGUUACAAUUCGGAGUUUACUAAAUAAACAAUUCACAUUUUAAUGAAUUGCUCUGUUGAGGUCUUUUCACUACGCAUCAGUUGGCUUGGGUUUGCCCAGAUUUUGGCUGUUUUAACUGAAUGUUGCUAUUUGAAAUCCAUUCAGCUAAUUAUUAACUAUAUUUUCAGUUUUUUAGCUAUAUUCGUACUUGUAUCUGGUUAGCAUUGGGUAAGCUGUAAAACACAGUCAGAUCAUAACCUGCAUAAGAUUGAUCAUUUGGCUAUUCACAAACAAGGAAUUGCAAAUAAAUUCAUUUUAUUAAUUUAAUCCAGUUCUUCUAACAGGGCUAUUGCACCUGUAACCCUAAUUUAACAAAUGUUAGUGCUUAGUGAAAACUCCAUUAGAUGGUGUUCAGAGACAAGCAGAUUGUACACACACAGACAGAGUAGACAGACAAAAUACAAGUACACACAGGCAAGCAGGUCAAUGGAAUAGACAAUCUAUGUUUACAUGUGUGUUUUACAUGCAGUGUUCUUAGUAUGGUGUGUUUUAUUUUAUGGUUGACAUAUCCAAAAUGCAAAAUAUUGAAUAACAAGAACGUCACUAUAUCGGAGGUCACAGAGAAAGCGUACUCUUAGUUCACGGGAUUCUCCUUGUAAUGUCAUUCAUUGUAACAGAAUAAGAGGUUACUUCCACAUUGCUUCCUAGAUAUCAAAUAUAAAAUAGAGCAUUGACCUUUAAUCUUUUGCUCUGUACAUUGCUGGAUGUUAUCACACCAUUAAUUCUAUACUUUUCUGUUUGUAACCACUUGGCAUUCACUGUAUGUGGCUGGAUGCAGCCUUUUGCCUUUCUGGAUUCACCACUUAGCUAUUGCUGCAUAAAUUGCUAGAUGUAGCGACUUAGCUUUCUGUACAUUGUUAGAUGUAACGUUAUGUCUUUCACUCUGUAUUUUGCUGGACUGUACUUACCUUUCAUUCUGUGCAUUGCUGAAUUUAACCAUUACCUUUCGCACUGUGCAUUGUUGUAGCCUCUUGCAUUUGCUUCUGUAGUAAUCAAUUGCAUACAAGGCCAAUUUAAUUAGCUUUGCAUGCUUAUUAACAGAAUUUACAAACAAAAAGUGCAUUAAGAGGAAUAUGUGAAAUUUUGUGCUUGAGUAUCUUGUUUCCAAGUUACAAAUUGCCAUACAUAAACUGUGAUUCAAUUUCCCACACAGCUACCUUCCACUCAAACAUCUCUUGCGCUGUUUUUCAGUUUCAAGAUGGCGUCCGACCUGGGCAGCAGCUUGACCUCCAUAGACUGGCUUCCUGCGCUCACUAUCCAAGCCACCAUGAAAGGGGGACAACCUGGUGUGGGACGUAAAGGCCCUGGGUCCCCAAGUGAUUCCAGUGCAAUGCUAACAAAGGAGGAGGCAGCAGCCCAUCGAGACGGAAAACCGCCUUACAGUUACGCCAACCUCAUCCAGUAUGCCAUUAAUUCAGCGCCCUCCAAACGCAUGACUCUCAGCGAAAUCUAUCGCUGGAUAUGUGAUAACUUCCCAUAUUACCGCAAUGCUGGUGUGGGCUGGAAGGUGAGAAAAUGCACAAGAGCUCCUGUAAGGAAUACAAAUUACUGACAGGGUACAUGGAGGUACAGGCAUCAUUGGCAAGGAAUGGCAGGAUUUGUGGCACUAGAAGGGGAAUGGCAUGGUAGAUAGUUUGAAACUAUAACUGGAAGGAGGAUGGUAUGAGAGAUAGUGGUGCAGCUAUCACUGGAAAUAGGAUGGCAUAAGGGAUGAUUGUGGAGCUAUCACUAGAAUGAGAGAUGACAUUGGAGAUUAUUGUAAAGACAUCACUAGAGGGGGAUGACAUAGCAGAUAACAGUAUAUCUAUCUAUCUAUAAAAGGGGGUGGCAAGCCAGAUAAUGGUGCAGCUUUCACUGGAACAGUGUAAUAUGAUGGUCAGUAAAUGUGACUUCUUCUAUGAGAUAUCAGAGAUGGAAGACAUCAGUACUUGUUGAUGUCAGUGGUGAAGACCACAAGCUACUGUGGACAAUUAUGUUGAUAAGGUUAAGUAGGCAUUUGGUAGACCACAAAAUAAUGUUUAAUAGUAGCGAGUAUAAUAUUCCUUUAUGUUCAUUGUACACUAGGAAAGUGUUUAUGUUUUUCAGAAUUCCAUCCGUCACAAUCUAUCAUUAAACAAAUGUUUUCGAAAGGUUCCUCGGCCAAGAGAUGACCCUGGGAAGGUAAGAGAUUUGGUAGCGUUAUGUGUUUAAUGUGGGGAGUUGAAGAGUUAAAGAAAUAUUUACAUAAUGGAAAAUAAGAAAUGAACCUAAGGGAUGGGGGGUUUAAAGGUCCAAGGGGAAUUAGAUCAAGAUUAAGAAGAAUUGCUCAAGUAGAGGCGGGUGAGAGAACCCAAUUGAGCAGUUCAGAUCUAAAUAUGGUGGUAAAGCUUACAGUAAAAUAUUUAACAGGGAGUUAAUUAGUAAUAAAAGAGAAACAUGGUGGUUUUACUAUUGAGUAUCUUUAUUUAAGGGAUCCUAUUGGAUGAUUGACAGCUGUCCAAAAGAAGAUGUGAGCCUACCCAGAAGGAAAAGACCACACCCUGAUGAUGAGGUAAAUAAGCAUGCCUUCCUACAGAUCACACCCAUGAAUAUCAUACCUUCCAACUCUCCCAGGUCCAGUGGGACCAUUUUGAAUUCGGGGGCCUGUCCAACUGUCCUGGGUUUGUUGCUUGGUGUCCUGCCAUGUUGGACACCAAAGAAUGUUCCUCAGAUGGGUGCAUCAUGUGCCUCACUUUUAUUGCGACAAGUGUGCUGAGCUCAUGUCAGAGACCUUCAGAAGUGUCCUGUGCAUGUGCAAUCUAGAGUGUGGCUAGCCAGAAUGACAGACAGUAAGCCUAGUGUGCAUAUACUCUUUACCAUUUGCUUUUAUUUAUCAUUAUCACUUCACCUUUGCUGCAGAACUCAAUAUCUAGGCGCUGCCAUUUUUGAUCCUCUGUCCAGAGAACUCUUGGAGUCCUUCUUUGCUGAAUAUAAUCAAUUGGGCAUAGCCCCCCUGGCUAACAUACAUUGUUUCUUACAGCUUUCCCAGGAUUCCAUCGAGCAAGAUGUCAAUAAAAGUCCUUUAAGUUCCACCAGCGAUGUGUCUCUACCCCCUGAAGGAGCUCAUGGACAGCACAUGGAAAAUAACUCUCCUCUCCCCAGCUACAGCCAGGUGAGUUAGUGUGUUUGUGGGGAGUGCCGCUUUCCAAACAUAAACUGUGGGGAUCGAAUAACCAAUAAAGUAAGGGUGAACUGGGCUUCUCCAUGAACAUUCUUCUAUGCAACGAUCACCAGUCAGUUGCUGCCACUGUGCUUCCAAUGACAUUUAUUCAGUAAUUUUAAAGGAACACGUGAAGGUUAAAAAUAAAUAUAUUUAUAUUUACCUCCAUUAUGUUCUUUUUGUUUAGAUUCAGGGCCUACCUUUAAACUAACCUGGAAUCAAGCACAGGCACAGUCAGAUGCUUCUCAUAGAGAUUUUUAAAGGUUUUCAAUGAGGAAUUGCCUUUGGGGCGUGUUUAUGGCCAAAUGUAAACAUUGGUAUUUCUCGAAUACAGUAACUUUUUACAUUUCCAGACUGCAGUGACAAGGUCUAUGCACCAAAACCACUCCAUUAAGAUGAAAUGGUUUUGGUGUUUAGAGUGUCUCUUUAAAAAGCCAUUAUUCCUUGGUCCUUUUAAAAGAAUUUCCAGUGCUAUGAUUUUGCCUUCCUGCUCCUUGUUGCCCAACCAAUGAAAAAUCUUUGAAUGUUUUGUUUGCCCAUUCCAUGUGAGCAGCAGUUGUGUGAGGGACCUCUAAGUGGAGCUCAUUAUUUAUCCUUUUUAUUUUACUAUUUGCGAUUCUACCUUUUUCUGUCUGUAAUGGAAAUGAUCAUUAACCUGUCUUCUUUUCUCGUUCUUGCAGGCCACUCCUACUCACAUGCAGCCAGAGUCCAGAGCUGCUCCAUACAACAACAACGACUGCUACAAAUUCUCAUUAUCCGAGAUCAAUGGUCCUGAUCUCAGCGCUUCCUUCCGGAGCCUUUACUACUCACUGCUGGGUAAACAGGGUGAGAGAGGGGUAAUGGGGCAUCAUUACUCACUGCUGGUUAAACAGGGUGAGAAUGAAGCUAAUGGCCCAUUUCUAUGCAGUGGAGGGGGAGGAAAUGGGGGAAAAGUGGCUAAACUGCUGGCUAUACAUGCGAGAGAGGAGCAAUGGGCUAUUACUACCCACUAAUGGGUCAAUAUGUCACUACUGAAUUUUGGUCUACUUAUGGGAGUAGCCUAUCUUGUUUUUUCUAACAAGCUUUAUCAGAAACGUAAUUAUUGUUGAUUCCACCAAUCAAAAAUGAUCAUUUGGACACGUGGGAAAUUGUUCUUGGGUUUUUUUUGUAUAACAUUUGUAUAGUAGCAAAACAUUGAACUAUCCUGGGUUAGUGUAAUGGGCAAAUGGAGCUUGGGCAAUAUAGGGGUACAUUUGGCUCUAAUGUCUGCACUCUUUUUUCCAUCAGGGCAAUCUCCAGCCCCUCCAGACGUCCAAUCAUCUAGCUGCUGUAUGUACCAGCAGAAUUCGGGGGCAUCCUCUUCAAUGCACCCGCACAGUGUCCCUAACAUCAACAACCCCCCACCUCCACACCACCAAACCCAGCACCAUCAGCCCUCCUAUCUUCCCCCACAGCAAAUGCCCCGUCCAGCGGUACCUGGGAUGUCUCUAGGUGAGCAUAUUGCAGUUUGCUUGAUUAAUGCAAUCAUGUUUAUACAGACCAUGCAUUGUAAAACUCAUAUUUGCUUCCUUUCCAGGGCUGCCCAGCGACUGGUGCUCAAAUAUUGACUCCUUAAAAGAAAGCUUCAAGAUAGUCAGUAGCCUGGAUUGGUCCAGUGUUGAUUUAUCCCAGUUCUCAGGUGAGUAAUGGAAAUAGAUAGACAGACAGCAGGCGCUGAGCUUGUUAGUGUUGCAUGAGACUUCCCCCACUUUCGCUCUUGAGCACAGUUCAGAUUUGUGACCAAGAGAAAGUCAUUAGGUGACACUCCAGACCCCUAAAGCACUUUGUGUGUGAAGAGUGUCUGCUCUUACCAAAUAUUGAGCUUAUAAGACUAUACAACGUUUCAGUUGGAAAACACCUAAAAUAUGUAUUGUUACUGAUGUUGGUUAAUGUAAAAGUUGUAAAAACUGAAAAUGGGGCAAACAAAAUGUCAAUAUAUGUCUCUUAAAGUUUCUUUAUAUGUACCUGUAUACAAAUAAAGGGGGGAGGGGGGAGAAAUUGUCACUUUUAUAAAUUAACCUUAUUACAUGCCCACCCUGGUUUUCAGACAACCAGUCCUGUUACUUCCUGGUUUGGUUAGCUCAGUGGAACUAAACUCAAGAGGCAGCAAUUGCCCAGAGCACCAACCUUGCAAAAACUUCUAAUUGAGCUGCAUUGGGAAGUCUGUUAUUGGACAGUCACAGACAUUCUGGGCUGCAGAGGAAGGGGAGGGCUUGCAAAGGUUGCAGACAAGAGAUCUGCAGCUUUUGCAAGCGGCUUCUAGAUAUACCCAGAAUGCAAAAUACAUAAUUAAAGGGACACUAUAGGCACCCAGACAACUCAGGCCCAAUGCGGGAGCGGUGCUCGCCGUGCAUGUGCUUUAGGUUCCCUAUAAUUGCUGAUAAGUGUCAAAUGGGUUUUUCAACCCUUUCCAACACCGGGGCUAUAGUGUUCCUUUAGAUAUAUGCAUGUUUUCCUAGGGUGUAUAUUUACUAAACACUGUUUGAGAAAAAAAAAAAUACCAGGCAUUGUGAAGAUUACUAACAAUCUGUAUUAAAAUGUUGCAAUAAUUGUGAAAUUUGAGAGAAAAAUUGAGACUGGAAAGAGAUGUGAGCAAGAUGGAGAAAAUAAGGCAAGAAAUUGAGGACAGAGUAUAAAAAAUAAUGUUGGCCCAAUGUCAGUAAGAUGGAAGGGAAAUGCUGAGAGAAUGAACGCAGGGUGAAAUAAAUUAGGGGAGACAAUAGUAAUGGAGGAUAAAAUGGCAGUAAAAGUAGGAGAGAGGUGGGAGAAAAUGAAAUAGAAUGGAGAGAUUUUGCAGAGAAUUAGAGGAGAGAAAGAAACAAAAUAGAAGAAAUGUAGAGAAGAGAAAGGGGAACAAAUUAGGGAAAUAGUAAAGAUGUUUAUUAUUGGAGAAUAGAGGAAGGAACUGAAUGGAGGAAAUGGACAUUGAGUGGAAAAGAAGAAAAAUAGAAAAAAGUAUGAGAAAUAAAGAUGGUGGUGAGAAUGGGAGUUGGGGUGAAGUAGGGACACAUAGAAGAUAUGAUGUGGGGGACAGAAUGGAUGGAAGUAGGGUUCACAGAGAAAAUUAGCAAAUAAAAUCGUUGUAGUUUAAAGGAAUAGUGUGUGUGAAAGGUACACGUAUUAAGGACAGUAGACGUGGGUAGAUUUUACUGCACAGCUUUGCCCUCUGUUCACAGACCUCAUGGAAAGCCUACGACAAGCAGAGCUGAAGAACUGGAGUCUAGAUCAGCAUCAUAUCGCCAGCCUGUGUGACUCCCUAAGCAAUUUACUCAAUCAGACUGGCCUUCUGCCUCCCACACAUGGCCAAUCCAGCCCAUGCCAAGCACCCUGUCUACCCCCCACAACCAGCAGCUCCUGUGCAGUCCGGGGAGGAAAGCCUGGGCACACUAUGACAGGUGAGAAAGGGAGAUAAGUGUAGGAAUAAGGUAAUGCUGAGUAAAAUAGAAAAAGUCAAGAUAUUUGGGCACUUUAAAUUUGGCAGAAAUAAAAAUACAUAAGAUGUAAAAGAGAGAGGGGAAAAAAUAAAGGGACAGAAAAUGGGUAAGAAUGAGGAAUGUGAGAAUCCAAACAAGGUAAUGUUGCAGUAAGCUACAGAUAUUAUGUUACGUGCUAAUUUCUUAAUAUUCUUUUCCCUUCCAGCAGUAAACUCCUAUGGGCAGAACCAGCACCCCCCUGCAUCUUGUGGUCACAAUUUCAUUGCACCUCCUGGGUACCCCAUACAAACCCAGGCACCCCCUACAUACAGCCAGCAAGGUCAGUAAGCACUGAAGUCACAGGUUACAGCAGAUUUUGAAUAGUGAAGAUAAUCACUGUCUGUGUUGUUACUUGAUUACUUUUCAUAUAGCUGCCCACCAUAGAAUUGAAAGCAUUGCUGCCAUUUAGAAUCACACAGGGUUAUUCACAAAGUGUGAAUUCAAAGUGGAUUUCGCAUUUAAGGUUAAAAAUAACCAAACUGUAAAAACUCUCUAAGUUAACUAUUUUUUCAAUUUGUCCACUCUGUCCUUAAAUGUAAAAUUAACAUUGAAUUCUCACUUUAUUAAAUAACCCUGACUUGAUUGCCUUGGUGUUGGUACUUAGCGAUGCACGUUACAGCUCACUGAAGAAUUUAAAAUCUCAUUUAAUUACCAGUCACGCUCCCUCCUGAUUUCUAAAGGCAGGUUAGAAAAAUUACUGCUCCAGCAAAUCUUAGACAUCUGCUCACUUUUCCAUUUUAAAGACUCAUCACCCUUCAUCUUUCAGUGAGCUUGUCAAUCCUUGUAUGGCAGGCAGUAAUGUAUUUAAAAAUGUCUUUAGAUAGCAAUAUUUGUUUAAAAGUGCUGCAGGUAGUUUCUGGAGUGGAUGCCAUGUCAAGGCUAGUUAGUGGCUAAUUGAAAAGCACCGCGACUAACGAAUGAUGGGAAUGUUAAUUCUAAGGACUUGAUAAUCCAGUAUUGUUUCCCUAUAGGACGCCACCCGCAGCGUGGGCUGUACCCACCUCCCCGUCCCACACUCCGUUACCCGCACAGCAGUGAUGACAUCCAAGAUGACUUUGAUUGGGACUCCAUUGCCUAGAGACUCUGCACACCCGGUCCCCAUGGGACAGAACACAAACAGAAGCUGGUUAAACACACGUGUGUGUAUAUAUACCUAUAUAGAGUUGUAUAUCUUCGCCCGACAAUCAGGGACAAAAGGGAUCCCACUCUCCAGACUGAAAAAGAACACAAAAAAUGCCCCCUUUCAUACUUCAGUGCCCUCCUGAUGCUGUGACUUACAGGGAGCCUAGGCAACGCUUGGAACUUCAGUGACUUUUUUUCUUCAGUUGCCCCAUGAUGGGGCACAACUCCCAGUGCCAAGGAAUCUGGAGGUGCCAGUACAGCACAGAGGUACCUGCUCAGAUGAUUUAUUUAUGUAGCACUUACAUAUGCCACAGUUCAGUAAAAAGUGUUAAGAAGGCCCAGUCUCCAGGAAUUUUACAAGUUUGGCAACAGACUCAUUGUGUCUAUGUUGGAUUUGUGACAUCUGUGUACCGUUGCUUAUGAAGAACUUGAUUCACACUUCAUCCCCUACUCCCACAUUUAAUGCAUGUAAGUGGAGAAGAAGGAAGCCCUUAGAUCUGAGCGUCAUCUUUCCUUCUCUGCUGAGGAAUAUGUGACAUCACAAGGCCUGUAUGUAAGGCUCUCCCUGCUUGAGCAAGUGUUCUAACUAAAGUUAACAGUAAAACCGGUCUGAUCUGCCUAACAAAGAUUAUCGAAAAAGGAUAAUUUCUCCUAGCUUCUGAGGACUAGUGUGGGGAACGUCUACACCUUAUUAUCUAGGACAUACUGAUCCAAAUGUCUUUGCUGUUUCAGUAACUAGCUGGGAAAGUUUCAUGUCUUUAGGAUUCAACUAUAUCUGAAACUAUUUCCCAAGAAUUUCCUCCUCCUGGACGUUACAUCCCUGUAGUGAUACGACACAGAAAAAAUAGCUUCACAAUGCCAGUCAGACUUCCAGGUACAUGAUUACAGAGGUCUAGUUAGGGAUGAGGUUUGUACAUGGUGGUUCAAAAUCACUCAAAUAACUGUAAGAUGCUUAAUCUAUCAAACAGAUUCUACAGAAGUGACAGUUGUUUGAUCAUUUACCCCAGUAAACGCUUCUGCAGCAUUUACUGGGUGAAUAAUGCAAUGGAGGAAAGAAAAAAAAAAAGUUUCUAUAUGGCGGCUACUUCGCUGCCCCACGCUGCCUCACGCUGCCUCAGGCAUGCUUGGACAUCUAAUGGAGAGAUGUAACACACAUGCAUAUGUACUUGGCAUAUUCUCCAGCAGUGCCUAAUGAACACAUAUGUUGUGUCCACAGUACUGCAACAGUUAACUAAUUUACAUGUUUUCCAGGUAAACCUUAACAAAACAAAAUAUUUUUUUUUAAAUUGCUACAGUUGAGGAAGUAAGUUUGUGUCGUCAUAAUUUCAAGCUUUUCAUAUAUUUUUAUUUUUAAUAAAACAGUACAUGUAUUGCAUCCUUUGUGUUAUUUUAUAACUAAAUUCUUUUCAGUGUAUCUCAUGGCUUACCCUUACACUAUGGGGAUGGCCUUUUUUAAAUCCUCUUUUAACCAAAACCAUGUUGGUAAUCAAGAGCUAACGUGCAUUUCCAAAUUCUAACAUUAUAUGCAAAUUCUGGGAAACUCAAAUGUACUCUGAGCAUUAAGGAAAGUUUAUAUAUACACACGAACACAAAAAAAGUGUUUGUUUUUUUAAGCAUCUUACAAGUAUUAACGUGGUUUCUGAAUUUAGAUUACCCUGCCUGAUGUCACUCUGUGUCUUACCAAGGGAGUUUACACAUGCCAAUUUGUGUUCUAGUGUUUAGUAGGGUACAGUGACCUUGGGAUAAUGUGUUACAAAGUGAAAGGCGUGAAACCUGUUGAGCUUGUAAAUCUUCUGCCAGUGUGUGAUAAACCCCCCCCUAACUACCAUAAAGCGAGUGGAAGCACCUUAAUAAAAGCAGAGCAUGUGCACUUAAAGGAACUUAGAGUCCUAGCACUUUUCAAGUUUAGAUUAAUUUUGUGCCAGGGUAUGCUUUUGACAGACCUGCUGCUCCCAUGAAACCUGGACAGAUCCUUGCUGGGGUUUGGGAAAUGCAACUGGGUAACAGCUGGAAGAACAGAUUUUUAAUACCAGGGUGUCAUUAAAGGUGGAAUAGAAGCUAAUUCCUUAGAGCCCCCUGUGGUGAGCAAGAUAACUGCACCCUAGCCAUUACUUUGGGCAUAUUUACCAUCACUCAGAACCUCGAGGGAGCAGAUUUUAUCUUUAAUUAGACAUAAUUAGGCAAGUUAAUUGCUGCAAGCGGUGGUGAGUUUAAUCCUCUUAGCAGUGUACAUUUGCCCUAUGCUGGAGCUUUGGUCACCUAUGUUAAGAGGCAAACGGGAAAAAAUUAUAAAAUCACUUUCAGAUGUUUACAUGUAACAAAUCUCCACACUUUUUUGGGUAUUGCUCCUUUGUUUUCGUCCCAAUCUUUCCUCUUUCAGACUAGCAGUGGCUGAAGUGCAGGAUGUACAGAGCACAAUAUGAAUAAACAUGGCUGCCCUUUCAGUGUCUUCUUCUGUGUCAGGGCAAGUGUAUAUAAAGCAUGUCUAUACACUGUGUGGAUGGGGAACAGAGCAGGCAUUCUGUUUUCAAUAUGUUUUGGCUUGUUCUGUGUGUCGAGGUAUAUUGUGUUUGUUUACACAGUGUAUAUGUGUAAGGGUUUAAUAUGAGUGCUUGUACUGUGUGUGUGUGGGGUGAGGAUGAGUAUCUGUACUGCAUAUGGGUAGG